AUGUCGGUAGCAAAGCCUACACGCAUCACCGUGGGUUCUCGUGGUCCCCGGGCUCCAAUUGGACGCCUCGCCACCCUCAAAACCUCAAAUUCGACACCUAUCAAGCGUCCUGGAUCAAUUGGACGCCCCCAGUCAGCACGACCCACGACACACCCAAAGACAUCAAGCUGUCCCAACCCGGGCUGUCCUGCGCCGCAUAUCGUCGACGAUGACGGAUCAAAAGUUUGUACCGGCUGUGGUACAGUUAUUAGCGAAUCCAACAUUGUCUCGGAGGUGACAUUCGGUGAAUCCUCUUCCGGUGCUGCUGUAGUGCAGGGUACUUUUGUUGGAGAGGGCCAGACUCAUACUCGGAGCUUUGGUCCGGGCUUUCAGCGAGGUGGUGGCAUGGAAAGCCGUGAAAUAACCGAAGCAAGUGGAAAUCAAUACAUCUUCCAGUGCACACGACGACUGAACAUUCCCGAGAGUGCUUCCAAAGCUGCUGGUCAAGUAUUCAAGCUUGCUGCCGGGUUGAACUUCAUUCAAGGUCGUCGAAUUAAGACUGUCGCUGCUGUUUGUCUUUAUAUUGCCUGCCGUCGCCAAGCCGGAAAUACCGUUAUGCUGAUCGACUUCGCUGAUGUUCUAAUGAUUAAUGUCUUCAAACUUGGUCGAACCUAUAAGGCGCUUCUCGAUGAGCUCCGGAUAGGUGGAAAUGUCUUCCUAAUGAACCCCAUUGAUCCGGAAAGCUUGAUCUACCGUUUUGCCAAGCAAUUAGAAUUCGGUUCGUCCACCAUGUCGGUUGCUGGUGAGGCGGUACGCAUUGUGCAGCGAAUGAAUCGUGACUGGAUGACCACCGGUCGACGACCGGCUGGUAUUUGCGGUGCCGCGCUUAUCCUCGCAGCGCGCAUGAACAAUUUCCGCCGAACCGUUCGCGAGGUGGUGUACGUUGUGAAAGUCACUGAGAUUACAAUCAGUCAACGUCUGCUGGAGUUCGGUUCGACAGAGAGCGGAGAACUCACUGUGGACCAAUUCCGAUCCGUGCAACUAGAAAAUGCACAUGACCCCCCUUCUUUCACUCGAGCAAGAGAAGGCCGAAGGCUAAGCCAGGCAGUGCCCAGGCUACCAGAGGCAACACCCGAAAUCGAAGAUGAUUUGGUAAGCGAGGCAGACUCUACUCAACCUCGUCGUGUCGACGCAGAUGGCUUUGCGAUUCCUGACAUCCCAAUUGAUCCCGCCUUAUUUGAGACCACCCACCGACGCUCGUCCAUCACGAAUGCUGUCAGCGGAGUUAUCGAAGAUAGCAAGCAAGAAGCGGCCGAACACAAGGACAAAGGCAAGGGUCAACGUCGAGUUUCACUGCCGACUCCGACUAAGGAGCAGCAGGAAUCCGAGGAGUCUCUAGAAAGCGAGAUGCAUCUGAUGCUUUCAAAGGGGUCCUCCAUGAUUGACAGUGUGAUCGACAAAGAAACCAAGAAGCCGGUCUCAGACGACAAAGAGAUUGAUUCUGCUGAGUUCGAAGAUGACCCCGAAGUUGCUCAUUGUCUCCUCACCCCCGCAGAGGUGGAAAUGAAAGAGCGCAUUUGGGUGACAGACAACAAGGACUACCUUCGCACACAACAAUCAAAGGCCUUGAAACGUGCACUCGACGAGGCUAUGGGAAAUGAAACAAAUCGCAAGCCACGCAAGCGUCGAAAGGGACGCCUUGGUGACGUGGGCUAUCUUGAGGGCCAAGACGCUGAAGGUCGUAGCUCUCGUGCGUCAACUCCAGCAGAAGCCACACGACGCAUGCUGGAGGUGCGUGGAUUCAGUAAGAAGAUCAAUUAUUCUUUACUGGACACAUUAUAUGGCGGCGAAAAUCCCGGAGAUACUCCUGAAGCCAAGGAUGAGAAGAAUCUCCGAAGCCGAAGUCGCAGUAUGAGUGUCACAUCGCGCCAUAGUCUUCCUCCUGCAGCAGCACCUGCUCGUCGCAAACGCAAGUCUCAUGCUCCCAGUACUGUCGCCAAACCUCAUGAAGCUACUCCUCCCCCUCGUUCUAGUCGUUCACCUUCUGCACCAGUGACCAAACCAACGGAGGAUGCAGCUUCGGAAACGGUAGCCGAGGGCAAACUGCCAGAGAAUAACCUUGACAACGAUACUCUCGCUCCGGGCGAUGAGGCCCCUACAGGUACUCAGGAUCCCGACGAGAUUGAUGACAACUAUGGUUAUGAGGAUGAUGAUGAUGAUCACAUUGAGCAAGCGUUUGCAGGCCAGUAUGAGGAUGAUUAUUAUGAUGUCGGCAGUGAUGAUGAUUGA
Molecule: messenger RNA, 2268 nt
Organism: Penicillium malachiteum
Lineage: Eukaryota; Fungi; Ascomycota; Eurotiomycetes; Eurotiales; Aspergillaceae
Product: transcription factor TFIIIB subunit BRF1
Exons: 3
Coding region: 1-2268 (755 amino acids)
Biological process (GO): transcription preinitiation complex assembly; transcription by RNA polymerase III; DNA-templated transcription initiation
Cellular component (GO): nucleus; transcription preinitiation complex; transcription factor TFIIIB complex
Molecular function (GO): RNA polymerase III general transcription initiation factor activity; RNA polymerase III type 3 promoter sequence-specific DNA binding; TBP-class protein binding
Source: RefSeq, a predicted model, not a curated record